AUGUGGAAGCCAUCUUCGGCAAAAACUAUUCCAUCUGGAGGGACCACUCAACUCGAUAAAGAGUCAAGAUUUGCUUGCGAUCAACGUGACAUUGAUUAUAUUUCGACGGUUAUUUUCCAGAAGACUUUGUUUCAAAGGCUACAAGUUAUAGGACCAACAAAGACGACAUUCCUGUGUCGUGUUGUUGAGAAACGAUUGAUACAGCAGAGUUUGGUAGAUGGAAUGGAAAGAAUGCCACGGAAAUUGUGGAUGACUGUGGUGAUUCAGGAAGACCCCGUGCUCAGCAGCAGUGGCCUAAUAUAUUUCGACUUUGCCAGUUUUAACUUGAAAAAUGUGAGACAUCCGAUUUCGAAGUCCCGUGAAUUAGCUCGAGCUACUGCGAAUCUUCUCGCACCUGGUUGUGCUGCUUCCUCAAAGAACGUGAUGCCGCAUCCGUUCUCACUACAGCAGUUUGGGCUUCGCAAGAUGAGGAACUUCGGAGAAACACUUCGGAAGAAACAUAUAUUGUUAAGGAUGUUACGUGCACCUGCAUGCGAAAGACUAGCUCGUGCUUUGCAGGAAUUUGAGGGUUCGAGACGACUGUUGGCAGAAGCAAUUUGGAUGAAGGAGCGACUUGGUCGACGUGCAAAGUCGGUUGACGCUUUGAAGCGGUGA
Messenger RNA from Angiostrongylus costaricensis, 654 nucleotides. Lineage: Eukaryota; Metazoa; Nematoda; Chromadorea; Rhabditida; Metastrongylidae. The record is from the annotation of a GenBank genome assembly.